Messenger RNA from Salpingoeca rosetta, 626 nucleotides. RefSeq lists its product as uncharacterized. Lineage: Eukaryota; Choanoflagellata; Craspedida; Salpingoecidae. The record is from RefSeq and is a predicted model, not a curated record. The transcript is spliced from 2 exons. Bases 162 to 626 code for a protein of 154 amino acids.
GUGAGCGCACUCACGCAAACAACAACAACCACCUUCUUCUUGCCCGACCACAGACGCACUCCGCCACACCCACUCCAGCACUCCAACCUCAACGUCUCAGCCUUCCAGCCCAGCCCAGCAUCCCCAAAAGCCCCCCUUCCAGUCUUCGUUUCCACAUCGAAAUGAAGCGCCGCCACGCUGCCAGAUACAUCCUGGACAGUGAUGAAAGCGACGAGGAUGAGACGCUGACUGACCCGGCAAACAACAGCAGCUCUUCGGUGUUUGCCACCGGCACCACUACCAACGUAACGAGCGCCACACCAGCGCGGACAGCAUUAACGCUCAGCGAACCGGGUUUGUUCAGUUCCGCUGGCGAUGGCACCAUCAGCCAACAUGUCGCCAUUGCCACCGCCCACGUUUCCAGCAGCACAGACACCUACACCAGCGCGCCGGGAACGCACCGCAUGGGGACCGCUCAGCCAAGAGGAUCACGCAGGCAGCACAUCGAAUGCCGACGCCUUUUCUCAGCAAGGUCACGCACACCACGCGGCACCACCGUCGUCGCUCUCGAAGGAAAAACAACAGCAGCAACAGCAACAAGAUCAGCAGCAGUUGCACGGGCGCACAUUGCCACCGCCCUCGCCUGA